AUGCUUCCUGACAAAGAUGGUCCAGCUCUGGGCAGUGGGAGCAGCUGUUCCUCUGAGGGAGAGGACCCCUCAGUCAGUCUGUUCAGACAGUACCUCCGCCUCAAGACUGUGCACCCAGAGCCGGACUAUGAUGUGGCGCUUAAGUUUCUGGACAGAAUUUCCAAAGAACUGGACCUGCCCAUAAAGAAGAUAGAGGUAUUUCCUGGCAGGGUGGUGACUAUCAUGACCUGGGAGGGAACCAACCCCAAACUGAAGUCCAUUUUACUAAACUCCCACACAGAUGUGGUCCCUGUUUUCCCGGAACAUUGGAAAUAUGAUGCUUUCAGUGCUUUCAAAGAUGCAGAGGGCAACAUUUAUGCCCGUGGAUCACAGGACAUGAAAUGUGUGACUAUACAAUACAUUGAAGCUAUCAGAAAACUAAAGGCCCAGGGACAUAAAUUAACACGCACUGUGCACUUGAUGUUUGUUCCUGAUGAAGAAGUUGGGGGCCAUAAAGGGAUGGAAACAUUUGUGAACCAUGAAGAGUUUCACAAAUUAAAUAUUGGCUUUGCACUCGACGAGGGUCUUGCUAACCCCACAGAGGCCUUCACUGUUUUCUAUGGAGAAAGAAACCCUUGGUGGAUUACAAUCCACUGUCCAGGGAGUCCUGGGCAUGGCUCAAGAUUUGUGGAAAACACAGCAGCUGAGAAACUUCAUCAGAUCAUAAACUCCUUCUUGGGCUUUAGAGAAAAAGAGAAACACAGGCUGAACACCAGUGAGUGCCUUACUCUGGGGGAUGUGACCACUGUGAAUAUGACCAUGGUUAAAGGGGGCGUGGCCUACAAUGUGAUCCCGGCCGAAAUGGACGUUAGUUUUGACCUGAGGAUCCCUCCUACUGUGAAUCUUCAGGAGUUUGAAUGUCAAAUCAAAAAUUGGUGUAAAGAAGCAGGAGAUGACGUCACCUAUACUUUUGCCCAGAUUGGCCUCCCGGCCAUUGGCUUUUCUCCGAUGAACCGUACUCCAAUCCUACUGCACGACCACAACGAGUUCCUGAAUGAGCGGGUGUUCCUUCACGGUAUAAUUAUCUACCAGAGGAUCAUCCCGGCGCUGGCCUCUGUACCUCCUCUGCCGGAAGAAAAAGUGUGGGAGCAGGAGAGGAGCCUCUGCAGUGUCUUGGCAGCUGCAUUAGUGCAUCUACAGCAUCUACAGCAUCAGCUACAGCGUCUUCGGCGGCUAUGCCGUAUCCUCGUGCGCUGCGUGCCUCCUCCGCGUCCACUUGACAUCACGCACAGAUAUGAAAUCUCCCCGGCACUGAGGCUCGUCCACACAGCAGCUUUGAAGUCACACCAGCCGGGCACCGCGGUCCCAGGCGCUCCGUUCACACCCCGAGAGCCCAUGAUCUUUCUUCUCAGCAGCGCGCCUUGGCCCGGAGCAGAGGGGCUCCUGUUCCCCCAACAUUACACGGUGAUGCACUGGGCCACGCGUAUCGAGCAGGAGAUAGACCGGGUUUUUCAGCAGAUCACUGGAGCACAGCAGCUCAAAGGGAUUUAUAAUGAAGAAAGGAGGCAGUUCAGUGUGAUAAAGAAUCAGCCCAGAAAAAUUGUGGAGAACGUGGCAAUGGACAUUGAAAAACUUCUGGCAAAAAAACGUAAAGCUUUGGAUAGGUUAGCCAGCGAAGCAGAGCGGCUACAGCGGGAGCAUCUGUGGAAGGACAGCAUCAAGGAGCUGGACAUGGCGUACUAUGACUCAAAGGCAGAGCUGGAUUACUAUUCCAUGGAUGGAGAAGGAGAAGUGGAAAACCCCUCCCACAUCAAGCUGGAGUUUGUGUAUGACCCAAAUUUCAAAAACAAUGUCAACUACUCCUACACAGCGGUGCAGAUCCCCACCGACAUCUAUAAAGGAGCACCAGUGAUUUUAAACGAGUUGAACUGGACUCAAGCUUUGGAGAAAGUCUUUAUGGAGAACAGUCGAGAAGAUCCAUCUUUGCUGUGGCAGGCUUUUGGAAGUGCCACCGGAGUCACGCGAUACUAUCCAGCUUCUCCGUGGAAAGCCCCUGAUAAGAUUGACUUGUAUGACGUGAGGCGCAGACCCUGGUACAUCCAGGGCGCCUCGUCUCCCAAAGAUAUGGUUAUUCUUGUUGAUGUGAGUGGCAGUGUCAGUGGACUUACUCUGAAGCUGAUAAAAGCCUCUGUGAUGGAGAUGCUGGACACUUUGUCAGACGACGAUUACGUCAACGUGGCCAGGUUCAAUGAAAAAGCUGAAGCUGUGGUGCCUUGCUUCAAACAUCUGGUCCAAGCAAAUGUUCGGAAUAAAAAAAUAUUUAAAGAUGCGGUUCAACAGAUGCAAGCUAAAGGCACGACUGACUACAAAUCGGGGUUUCAUUUUGCCUUCAAUCAACUUUUGAAUAAAACUAAUGUCCCACGGGCAAAUUGCAAUAAGAUAAUCAUGUUAUUUACUGAUGGAGGAGAGGACCGGGCCCAGGACGUCUUCAUGCAAUACAACUGGCCGAACAAGACAGUUCGAGUAUUUACCUUUUCAGUCGGUCAGCAUAACUAUGAUGUCACACCUCUGCAGUGGAUUGCCUGCACUAAUAAAGGUUACUAUUUUGAGAUCCGCUCCAUCUGUGCGAUCAGGAUUAACACCCAGGAGUACCUGGAUGUGCUGGGGCGCCCCAUGGUCCUCGCCGGGAGCGACGCAAAGCAGGUUCAGUGGACCAACGUCUAUCAGGACGCACUGGGUCUUGGUUUGGUCGUGACAGGAACAUUACCAGUUUUCAACCUCACAAUGGAUGGAAACUCACAGAAUCAGCUGAUCUUGGGAGUGAUGGGAGUGGACGUUCAUCUGGAUGAGAUCAAGCGCCUGACCCCGCGGUACAAUCUGGGAGCAAAUGGAUACAUAUUUGCUAUUGAUCCAAAUGGUUACCUGCUGCUUCACCCCAAUCUCCGACCCAAACUUGUGAACCUCCCAGAGCCCGUCACGUUGGAUUUCCUCGAUGCUGAAGUGGAGGACAUCAACAAAGAAGAGAUUCGGAGACAGAUGAUUGAUGGACGUCCAGGAGAAAUGCAAAUCAAAACCCUUGUCAAGUCCAUUGAUGAGCAAUACAUUGAUGAUGUGUUCAGAAGCUACACCUGGGCUCCGAUAAAUGCCACAGAUUAUAGUUUGGGUUUGGUGCUGCCGUCUUACAAUGAAUAUUACAUCCAAGCAGACUUCAGUGAUGUGAUGCUGCAGCUUCAGUAUAUGCAGUCGUUGCUUCCCAGCUCGUAUGAGUCUUCAGGACACGUGUUUCUGGCUCCAAGGGAAUACUGCAAACGUCUGCAUCUGUCCGACAACAACACACAGUUUCUACAGAACUUCCUCUCUCUCAUCAUCGACAUCUCGCCUCAAUCAGACGAGUGCGACCAGUACCUGAUCCAUAACCUGAUCCUGGACUCUCGGAUCAUUGGGGAGCUGGCGUCUCGCGUGUGGAAAAACAAAGACCUUGCCUCUUAUGGAUUUUUAGCAGUGUUUGCAUCCACAGACGGAGGAAUAACACGGGUGUUUCCCAAUAUGGCUGCCGACAUGUGGGAUGAGGAUCCUGAGCCGUUCAAUUCAAAUUACUACAGAAGAAGCCUCGACAACAAGGGCUACAUGUUCAGGGCCCCACAACGUUCAGUGUUGGAUGACCUCAUGGGUAGAGAAAAUGACACAGUUGGAAUCCUGGUCAGCUCUGCCAUAGAGGUGAAUUUAGGAGGCAAAAUUCUAAAACCUGCAGUGGUGGGAGUGAAGCUAGACAUGGAAGCCUGGGUGGAUAAGUUCAAGAUCUUAGCGAGUAAUGUGUCUGACGGGCGCUCACACAAGUGUGGACCAUCCAGGAUCUGUGAGAUGGACUGCGAAGCCAACACUGACGAUCUGCUCUGUUAUCUCAUUGAUGAUGGAGGCUUUCUGGUCAUGUCUAAUCAGAGAGACCAUUGGAAAAAGAUGGGGCUUUUCUUUGGAGAGGUGGACCCUUUUCUGAUGUACGCUCUCUUCAACAACUCCAUCUACUUCCGGAGGCAGUCCUUUCAGUAUCAGUCUGCCUGCGAGCCCAUCAGCAGCAGCCACACGGGGGCAGCACCGAGGCGAUUCUUUGUGCCGUCGGUGGCAGACCUGCUGAGCCUGGCCUGGUGGACGUCCACAUUGGCGUGGUCUGUGAUGCAGCAGCUCUUAUAUGGACUGGCCUACCACAGCUGGCUUCAUCACGACGACUUGCUGGUGGAUGGAUUUGAGACGAAGGCCAGCAGCUGUGUGACCAUCCAGAGCCAGUUCCACUUCACCAACACCACCAACAUGUACAACGUGCUGCAGGACUGUGGCAACUGCUCCCGGUUGAUCCAUGCCAAAAGAAUAGAAAACACCAACCUGCUGUUCGUGGUGGCCGAGACCCUUCCCUGCACGUCAUGUGAGAUCGAGAGGUUAACGCAGGUCCGCACCGAGUUCCGCGAAGAAAAUCCAUGUGAAGUCCUGAGCAACGCACGCUAUCGAAAAGGCCCCACGUCCUGCUUUGACUACAGUGCCUUAGAAAACACAUCUGAGUGUGGGAGGGGCCAUUUUCUGACACCCUGCUUAGAACUCCUGUUGUUUCAGCUCACUCUGCCUCUCUUCUAUCUCAGACUAUAA
This is a messenger RNA of Knipowitschia caucasica, 4614 nucleotides long. The record is from the annotation of a GenBank genome assembly. Lineage: Eukaryota; Metazoa; Chordata; Actinopteri; Gobiiformes; Gobiidae.